AUAAAGGGUGGUGUUGUGAGGUGUGGCAAGUGAGUGUCUUGUGCUGAUUCGAGCUUCUCCUAUUAGCGACAACAUGAAAACGUGCAUCAUCGUGGCGCUGGUGGCCCUCUCCGGGGUGGCCGUGGCUAAACCCUUUACUGGUUAUGGCGGCGGUGGUGGCUUCAUUGGUGGACAAGGAGGAUUGGGAGGAGGCUACGGCACUACCCGAGUCAUCAGCACCGGAUUUGGAAACACCGGAUUUGGAAACACUGGCUUUGGAGGCUCAAGGGCAGUUGUUGUUCGCGGCGGCAACGCCUUCGGCGGCGGCUUCGGCGGUGGCGGCUAUGGUGGCGGUGGCGUUCACGUUAUCAACGGCGGAAGCGGCUAUGGUGGCGGUUUUGUCAGCGGCGGUGCCGGUUUUGGUGGCGGCAAUGCCGGUUUUGGUGGCCGCGGCGGUUUUGGUGGCCGCGGCGGCGUCCGCGUUAUCAGUGGUGGCAACAGAUACGGCUGCGGCUUUGCUGGAUGUUACUAAGAGUAACACACACCUAUACAACUCAGCCACGCUCUCCCUCUCCCUCUCUUGCUCACUCUUUUUGUCAGUCUACUACCUCUCUCCUUCUGUCUCCAUACUUCCCACUCACGGGAGCAAGGGAAAGACACACACAAACUAUGACUGCCAACACAAAAUUAUUGAAAAACCUAUUUAUUAUGAUUUUACCGAUAUGUAACUACCAAUAAAGAAAUUCGAUCAUUA
This is a messenger RNA of Portunus trituberculatus (swimming crab), 733 nucleotides long. RefSeq names its product glycine-rich cell wall structural protein-like. The transcript has 2 exons. The record is from RefSeq and is a predicted model, not a curated record. Lineage: Eukaryota; Metazoa; Arthropoda; Malacostraca; Decapoda; Portunidae. Bases 74 to 511 code for a protein of 145 amino acids.